Rhinichthys klamathensis goyatoka is the source of this 4735-nucleotide messenger RNA. RefSeq names its product pleiomorphic adenoma gene-like 2 (gene plagl2). Lineage: Eukaryota; Metazoa; Chordata; Actinopteri; Cypriniformes; Leuciscidae. The transcript has 4 exons. The record is from RefSeq and is a predicted model, not a curated record. The coding region runs from base 461 to 2218 and encodes 585 amino acids.
CUGUGAAAAGUUUGUGAAAGUAGCCUGACGUCACACUCCCACAAUGCUCGCGCGCCCCAUAACUCUGCUGCUGCAGCCUGAGGAGCGCGAGACACUCAGGCCCCGAAAAAAGAAAAAUUAGAGAAAAAAAUUGGAAAAAAUAAUAAAACAACAGAUCAAGAGGAGAAAGACCGGGAACGGUGGCGUGGGGCUCCCACGGGUGAAGAUGAUGAUGAGCACUAUUGUCACCUACUUGUCCCCAGUCAUGGCAGGUGGGACUGGAUGAGGGUGUGAAGGUAAACAAAAAAGACUGAAAAAGCACUUACAAUUCUUUUGGGAGACAAGUUUUCAGCACAUAAAAAGGGUAGCAGACAAUUUAAGAGCCUGCAUCCCUGAAAAUACCACCGCAAUAUCGAACCAGAGCCUGGAAGGCAGGGCAGCCACGGCCGAGUUUCAAUGGCAACGGCACCCUAGGGCUGCCAUGGCAGCAGCUGCCGCCGAUGCCCCGAACCACAUUGCCACACUGACGCUGGAGGACGAAGAUCGACGAGGCGCCACCAAAGUGUUUGGAGGUCCCGCUGCAGGGAGGACGGAAAGAGAGACAGAGAGCGAGAGAGAGAGGGAGAGGGAAGGGAGAGGCAGUGGGAACGAGUGUUUGGUGUGCGGUGCCCUCUUCAGCUCACAGGAUAAGCUCCGGCUUCACGCGUUCUGUCACGCAGGAGAGAAACCUUUCCACUGUUCCCAGCCCCAUUGUCUUAAGGCUUUCAGCUCCAAAUAUAAGCUCUUUAGGCAUAUGGCCACACACUCCCCACAGAAGACUCACCAGUGCUCAUUUUGUGAAAAGAUGUUUCACCGCAAAGAUCACCUGAAAAACCACCUGCAGACUCACGAUCCCAACAAAGAGGCCUUUAAGUGCGAGGAGUGUGGCAAACACUAUAACACAAAGCUGGGCUACAAGCGUCACAUGGCUAUGCACUCAGCUACAGCUGGUGAUCUUACCUGUAAGGUGUGCUUGCAAAGCUACGAGAGCACACCUGCACUCUUGGAGCACCUCAAGAGCCACUCAGGCAAGUCUUCGGGUGGUGCCAAGGAGAAGAAACACCCCUGUGACCACUGUGAUCGUCGAUUUUACACACGUAAAGAUGUUCGCCGACACAUGGUUGUACACACGGGACGCAAAGACUUCCUGUGCCAGUACUGUGCCCAACGUUUUGGGCGGAAGGACCAUCUGACGCGACACGUCAAGAAGAGUCACUCGCAGGAGCUGCUGAAGAUCAAGACGGAACCUCCGGAUAUGUUGGGUUUACUUGGGUCUGGUUCUCCACCUUGUGCUGUGAAAGAAGAAAUAAGCCCUAUGAUGUGUAGCAUGGGACCUACCAAGGACUCGAUGAUGGCAAAGCCUUUCCACGGUGCCACCCCUUUUCCCAUGGGCAUGUACAACCCUCAUCAUCUCCAGGCCAUGUCCAAUCCAGGUGUGGGCCACCAUCACUCAUUGGUUCCAGGGACUUUAUCCACUGCCAUGGGAAUGGGCUGCCACAUGGAACCUCCGUCAUCACUGCACCACCAUCACCCACAUCAUCAUCACCAUCACCACCCUCACCAUCACCACCACUCCCCAUCUUCACAUCAGCAGCAGCCUUCCCUGCAGAACCAGCAACAGCAGCACCCUCAGCCACCGCCCAAGUACCAGCUCGGAUCUACCUCAUACUUGCUGGAGAAGCCCCUGAAGGUGGAGAUGGAGAGUUUCCUGAUGGAUCUUCAGAGUGGACUCCCAGUUCCUCCGCCACCCUCAGCUUCGCCCAAUAAGGAGGGUUUGGAACCUCCGGUGGGAUUGUCGGAUGACCUUUGCGGGGACCCCCUCAUGUCCAAGAGCCCCGCUGUCAUUGCUGAGUCUUUGUGUGCUGCUAACAUGGACUUUUCUCAUCUGCUGGGCUUUAUUCCACUAAAUCUGCCACCCUAUAGCACCCCCAUGAGUUCAGGAGGACUGGUAAUGGGUUACUCCACCACCUCCACAGUUUCUUCUUCUUCCUCCUCGUCGUCAGCAUCUUCGCAUGCUGUCGAACCACACGCUGCCUCGGCCACAGGUGCAGUGCCUCUUACCUCUUUGCAACCUCAACCUCAGGAGCAACCAGGCUCCGGUGGGGGGCUCGGUCUUGGGCCUCUGCACCCACUCCCACCAGUGUUCAGCUCUAGCCUCAGUACGACCACUCUGCCUCGCUUUCACCAGGCCUUUCAAUGAGGUCCCCACACCAGCCUGGCCAGUCACAAGGGCUCAGGGCAGAGGAGCAUUAGUGCUCCCCAUUGGGGUAUGGAAAUAGAACACUUGAACACAUAGAAGCCUUAACAAAAGCGCACAACAGCUUUUUAAUGAGCCUGGAGGAAAACAAGCAUAUGGAAUAUCAUGGAGCUUUUAUUUAGGCUGUCUGGAUUUUAGCUAUGAUUUUUAAAUACCCUAUUGAACCUCUCCCACCAUCCUCUGUCCUACAAUUUCGUAGUUAGACAGCAGCAUCAGUAGGCCUUAAGGCAUGGUACUGCAUACUUUAUAAAGUAAUAAUAUUAGUAGAAAAAAGAAAAAGAUUAAUGUAGAAAAGUUAAUCUGUCUUUGAGACUCUGAAAGACUAGUUUGAAGUGAAAUAUAAAUUUUGUUUUCUUUUCCAAAUGUGAGACCUGACUCAAAGUCAGGUAAUAGUUGCUUGCCCUUAAACUUAAACCGUCUUCUUGGCCAGGAGUGGAAGAAUUAGUGAAGGAACGAAGGAGUGAAGUUGGUUAUUCCAAAUUAUUUUUUUUAUUCCGCAGAUUUAAGAUUCAACAAGACUCAAACAAGUAAUUAUCAUCACAUCUAAAUUUCAAAAGCAGUUUAAAAAAAUAAUACUGUGUAAGUGAUUAGGUGAAAAUAUCAUUUAAAAAAUGUGUUCUUCCAGCUUUUUUUAAUGUGUGUUAAUACAAAUAUUGGAAUGGUCAGUAAGUAGUUUUUAUGUGAAAGAACAUAGGGACUGAAAAUAGAAAGGCAAAGAGGGUAAAAAACUGCACAAUUUGUUCACUUGGUACAAUGUGACCACUGACAGAACUAAAGCAAAAUAAUUUUUACGUUAAAUUCUUACAGGUUUACAAUUUUUCUCAAAAGAAGCACUUUGUUUACAGCAGAAGGCACUUGACCUCUUUGGGUUGCCAACGUGACCCACUGAAAUCCCCUCCCUUUCCCCAUUCAACCUCCACGCUUCCUGAAAAGAGACACAUUAGACACACACACACACAAGGUUCAAACAACCAUCAAUACUCAACAGCCAUUUGAAUCUCAAAAUGGUUUUCCUCCUUCCAGCACUAAUUUGAAGUCUCCGUGGCGCAACAGUAUCUCACUUCUAGAUCCUGACCUCCCGAUCAUAUAUAUAUUUUAAAAAUUAAAGUAUUUUAGGCAGGUUUUUAUUUUAGAGAGAGACAUACAUUAUGAUAACCCUGGUAUAUGUGAAUGGAAAAAAAGACAAAACAAAAACAAGAAUAUUUUUUUGCAGUGUACGAAGUACCACAUCUGAAAAAAAUAUAUUAUAAUUGCUUCUUUUUCAGUAUGUUUUGUAAUUUAGAUAGUUGUAUUAAAAAUUGCUGAUGGAUUUUUAAAAAAAAAUGUCUAGCAGGUUUACAUAAUUAUGUAUCUUGCAUCAUAUUGAACAAAAUGGAUGAAGUAUUAGCGUUUCCCUAUAGCUUUUCCUGUUCCUUGUUUUUCCAUGUGAGUCAAAGGAGAUGAAUAAGGUGGGAUUUUACCUGCAUAUAAUAGACUAAUAGUGGCAUAAUCCAGUAGAAUGGACUAGUCUUUAAUCUUUAGAGCAUGUACUAGAGGCCCAUAAUGUGAUCCAGGUUUCAGUUUGCGUUUUUUAUUCUCAGUAUUCGAUCAGACCCGGCUGAUGCUGUCUAUUGGUGUGUUUGGUUGUACAGUUUUUAACCUCCGUAAUAAUUUGCACCAUCACACUGGAAUGUCUGAAACCACAAUUCCAGUUGCUGUAGGUUCAUUUGAAUAUUACAAAAACAGGACUUCAGAGGGGUUUUGUCAUAUAAUCUCUUCUAAGUUGCCAUUUCCCAGCAAGUGGACUGCACAAGUUCUUACCAAAUAAUCAUUCAUUACCAAUGGCCAUGUGUAUAAAGAAACAGAUGAUCAACGUACCAGCAGUGAAAGCAGUGCCUGAUACAAACAGAUGUAUUUCUCUCUCUAUUCACCUCAUCCCUUUGGGUAAAUCUUUUCUGUGUCCACAUCUGUGUUUGUAGUGAAUGUGAAUCUCUCACAAGCAGGAAAGACAGUAGAAAGGUAAAAGGCGAAACUAAGACAAAACAAUAUUAUGCUGCUCUGGAAACAUUUGAAACUGCAAAUGAUCGUUUAGCCGAAAACAUGCACAGUAGUACACGUGAACUGUUUGUCCGUUUUCUCCGUUUUUUUCAGCUGCUUUGAUUCGAAUGAACAUUUUAUGAAAAGGGUCUGAAAAGAGACGCAAAGAAGUCACCAGCCUGGUCUUUGACAUUCAAAGCAUGGGACAUUUGAUUGGGAUAUUGCCUAGUCGUUUUGUCAUUAUAUUAUUUUCUGUUUGUUGAAACAGGACCUCAAAACAGCACAACGCAUCACCUCAUUUAUUUGUUUUUCAUACCAAAAACCUGGGGAGAAGAAACUUGUUUUUGCACAACUGACAUAAAAGAGUAAUUGAGUACGUUUUUAUACUGUAAAAAUUAUUUCUUGAAAUAAUUGUUUCAUAACAAAGCCAAAAAUAUUAAGUUG